CCUAGAAAGCAAAGCCCUUCCUUUCUGAUUUCAGUUUUUCAGAAAAAAAAAAUUCACCUUUUCUGUUUUUUUUCUUUGUUUUUUUUUUCUCCACCUUUCUUCUUCUCCAAUGCAAAAACCCUAAAAACCUUGAUCUUCAUACAACCCAUUUCCUAUGUCAACCCGACCCGAUCUGGGUCCUAUCCCAUUUCGCCUUCCUCUUCUACCCGAAGUAGAUAAACCCAAGGAAGAAGAAGAGUGAUAAUUUUUUUUAAAAAUUAGAAGAGUGAAAAUAAGAAAAGAUUUUUUUAGAGAAAUGUAUAAAAAUCAGCUUCAAGAGCUAGCUCAGAGGAGCUGCUUUAAUCUUCCUUCCUACACGUGCAUUAGGGAAGGUCCAGACCACGCACCGAGGUUCAAGGCCACCGUCAACUUUAACGGCGAAACCUUUGAGAGUCCUCACUAUUGUUCUACUCUCCGUCUAGCAGAACACUCCGCCGCCGAGGUCGCCCUUCAAUCCCUCUCUAGUCGUGGACCCUCUCACUCUCUAGCCGCUAGAAUCCUAGACGAGACAGGGGUUUAUAAGAACCUCUUACAGGAAAUCGCACAGAGAGUUGGAGCUCCAUUGCCUCAGUAUACAACAUUUAGAUCAGGCCUUGGGCAUCUACCCGUUUUUACGGGAACAGUUGAAUUGGCUGGAAUCACAUUCACUGGGGAAUCUGCUAAGAACAAGAAACAAGCGGAAAAGAAUGCUGCCAUGGCCGCUUGGACUUCUCUGAAACAAUUGGCGAAAGAAACUGCAAGUUUUUCAUCAGAGCCGGAGAACAAUGAUGAGCUUGAACAGAUCACAAUAGCUCGAGCAUUGUUGAAUUACCGCAUAAAGGAAAAAAUGGCUAUGGCGAACUCCUCCACUGCCCCAAUACCAUUUACAAAGAAGUUUCCGAUUCAGAAUCCAAGACCAACAAGUCCACAGCCUCCUGCUACCACCUCAAAAAUCCUUCCGUUUAUUUGCCGGAAGGUGGUUCCUCGAAACAGAUCUAUGUCAGCAACAGCAAGUGACAAGCCCAUACUGCUGUCGUUGCAAGCACCUGAAAGCCGUGGGCCUCGUAUGCAGAAAUUCCCUGUGGCUGGAGCAGCUCCAUAUGUUCCCAUCCAACAGUUCAGGACACCUUGCCAUGGCAUUGCUCCUCCAGUGACAAUAAGAACCGCUGUGCCUGUUUUCUCUGCGCCUCCGCGUCCAGCACCAUCUGCUGUAUCCCCUCAGCCACCAGCAUCUGCAGUUCCUACUCAGCAAGGACAGUCCGGUCUUUCCUCCCAGCCACCACAAUGUGCAGCUUCUCCUCUGCAGCCACCAUCUACAGUUCCACCCCAAUUGCUACGUAUCCCUCCACCUGUCACCAUUAGGCAAGCAAUUCCAGUAUUUGCUUCUCCACCAGUACGAAAACAAGAUACUCCACCAGUUAUAAACGAAGACACCACAACUGCCACUAAAUCACAUGCUCAAGUAGAGGAAGAUGCAAACACAAAAACAAAGGACCUGCAAGAAUCUGAGACAGUACGGAGUUUAGAACAACUCAAAAUCUGAUGGUAGUGAAGGAGGCAUUAAGACAGGAGCCAUGGUUGUGUUGAAAUCGAGCUUGUUUUGUUACUCUGUCACCUCAUCAUAUGAGUGCUUUUUUAUCUUUAUUCUUUGUGUUUUUUCCACCCCUUCACUAUCCUUUUUUUGUUUUCUUAGAAACUAAACUUUCUGCAGGUUAAGUUAGUAUCAGCAGUCAUAUAUAAUUACAAUUAAAGUUAAUACUAUCUUUAGAUUGAUUUCUUAUUUA
Gossypium raimondii (Peruvian cotton) is the source of this 1802-nucleotide messenger RNA. Its product is annotated as double-stranded RNA-binding protein 2. Bases 296 to 1561 code for a protein of 421 amino acids. The transcript is spliced from 3 exons. The record is from RefSeq and is a predicted model, not a curated record. NCBI's taxonomy places the organism in Eukaryota, Viridiplantae, Streptophyta, Magnoliopsida, Malvales, Malvaceae. Gene Ontology annotation, molecular function: double-stranded RNA binding.